Messenger RNA from Zygosaccharomyces rouxii, 3093 nucleotides. RefSeq names its product ssDNA endodeoxyribonuclease RAD2 (gene RAD2). NCBI's taxonomy places the organism in Eukaryota, Fungi, Ascomycota, Saccharomycetes, Saccharomycetales, Saccharomycetaceae. Bases 1 to 3093 code for a protein of 1030 amino acids. Gene Ontology annotation, biological process: nucleotide-excision repair. Gene Ontology annotation, molecular function: single-stranded DNA binding; DNA endonuclease activity. The transcript has a single exon. The record is from RefSeq and is a predicted model, not a curated record. Gene Ontology annotation, cellular component: nucleus.
AUGGGUGUUCACUCAUUUUGGGAUGUAGUAGGGCCUACAGCUCGUCCUGUAAGGCUAGAAUCACUUCAAGAUAGGAAGAUGGCAGUUGAUGCGUCUAUUUGGAUCUAUCAAUUUUUGAAAGCCGUCAGAGAUCAAGAAGGUAAUGCUCUAAAGCAUUCACAUAUUGUUGGAUUUUUCCGUAGAAUUUGCAAGCUACUGUACUUUGGUAUUAAGCCAGUAUUCGUCUUUGAUGGGGGGGUUCCGGCGCUAAAGCAGGAUACGAUUCGCCAAAGGAAGGAGAGAAGGCAAGGGAAAAGGGAAAACGCAGCUGUAACUGCUAGGAAACUAUUGGCCAUUCAAUUACAAAAGCAGCAAGAAGCAUCAGAAAAGGAUUUGAGUUCGAAAACGGCUAAAAAGCAGGAUGAUGAGAGGACAAGUGCAGAAUUAUUUAGACCACAAGAUGAAUGGCAUUUGCCACAAAUACCCGGUUUCAAAUACGAUUUAGAUGAUCAAAGAGUUGUGUCGGCCAGUAACUAUGAAGAAGUGGUAAAUUCGAUGGAUGAUGAAUUAGAAGGUAUUGAUUUAGAUUCCAUAAAUCCGAGCUCUCCAGAAUUCGAUGAACUGCCGAAAUCUACACAGUAUAUGAUUAUUUCUAAGCUACGUCUAAGGUCCAGAUUGAGGAUGGGGUAUACGAAGGAACAAUUAGAACAUCUUUUUCCUAACAGUAUGGAUUUUUCGAAAUUUCAAAUAGAUAUGGUUCGAAGAAGAAAUUUCUUUACCCAAAAAUUGAUGAAUGUUACUGGUAUACAUGAUGGUGGUGCUUCUAGAUUAGAUCAAGAAGUGGUAACUCGGAUUUCUGGUCAGCUACACAAGGAAUAUAAAUUGACUAAGACAGAUAAUGGUUGGGCCCUUGGGCUAGGUGAAUUGGAUGGUUCGGAAUCUGAUAAGGCUAUUGUAUUGGAUGAUAAAGACGUUGAGACAUUAAAAUCAUUUGGUCAUAAAGUGACAACUGCAUCUGAAGAGGAGGAAAAUGAGGAUGAUUUUGAAUGGGAGGAUGUAGACGUGAAACCUCGGAAUGAUAAACCUGUGGAAGAUUUUUCAUUGAAUGCUGCCAGGUUACCUCAGCUUAGCAGAGAAUCGUCUACCGCUGGCGGAAAGUCGUUUCUAGAUACAAGGCCAUCACAGGCCUCACCUUUGAAGAAAUCACACGGACCCACUAACGUAAUUGAGUUAGACGAAGAAGAGGAAAAUGAUGACGACUAUAGAAAGCAGAUUGAAGACAUGGAGCUAAUGGAAGCUCUGCAAAAAUCCCAAUUAGAGGAAAGGUUGAGAAGAGCUGCACAGGAGUCUGCUAAAGUAAGGGCUAGAGAGGCAAAUUCUACUGAUGAGAGGGAUGAGGAUGAUGAUGAUGAUAAUUAUUUGAAGCAAAUUGAAGAAAUUGAAACUAUGGAAGCCAUACAGAAAUCGAGGAUGGAGGAACGAGCCAGACAGGAACGUGAAAAGCAGGGACAAGAGAAGAAUAAUGCAUGGGGGGAAGCUAUGGAGAAUAAUGCUAAGAGGCUUGCUGUUAACAAGCCGGCACUACCACAGGAACAAUCUCCUCUUCCUCCUCCUCCCCCUCCUUCUACGACUACCUCUGUAAAUGAAAAUUUGCCCACAGAGAGCGAACAGAAUUUGAAUUUUAUCGUAGGUAAGAUACCAGAUUUUGAUUUGAGCAAUGGCGGUUCGUUCUUAUUCCAAGAUACUAAUGCAGCAGCAAAAGAUUCCAAAUCCAAGGAUGAGGAUAAGGAUAAGGACAACGACAAGGACAAGAAGCCGCCUGCAGAGACGCCCACUUGGUUUCAAAAUGGAAUUGGUCAAACCGCUAAUCCCUUUACUUCUUCAAAUUUUGUAUAUGAUAAAGAGGUUUCUGAGCCAAAUACUAACACUAGCACUACAGAUGUUUUGCAAAGAGUAACAGGACUAGAAGAUGGAAAAGAACUUGAAAAUUUGGAGGAACCGGAGCAAGAUGAUGACAUCCAUGAGAUUGGUGAGCUCCAGAAGGGUAAUGAUGAGAUGCCAGACGAGGAAAGACAAGCUGAUGAUUCUUUUUCGAGUGCUGAGCAGCCUGAAUCUCAAGGCCCUAAUAGAGCACCAUUGGUAUUUGAUUACGAUUUUUCAGAGGACGAUGAGGAAAACAUUGCAGAAAAUAUGAGGAAAGAGGAGCAAGAGUUUAGUACAUUUAAAAAUGUCUUAAAUAAUCGAGUUGUUGAUAACGCGUUCAUGGAAGAUGAACUUUACGAGCAACAAACGAAGGACAAGAGAGAUUCUGAUGAAGUUACCGCUGAUAUGAUUACGGAUGUUCAGGAUUUGCUUUCAAGGUUUGGAGUCCCCUACAUUACAGCUCCUAUGGAAGCAGAAGCUCAAUGUGCCACAUUGAUGAGGGAUCGUUUGGUAGACGGUGUUAUAACAGAUGAUAGUGAUGUGUUUUUAUUUGGAGGUAAUAAAGUUUACAAGAACAUGUUUUCUGAAAGAAAUUAUGUGGAGUAUUACGAUGCAGAAAGUAUUUAUAAAAAUUUGGGUCUUGACAGAAACGGAAUGAUCGAGUUGGCUCAACUUUUAGGUAGUGAUUAUACCAACGGUAUUAAAGGAAUGGGUCCAGUCUCGGGUAUGGAGGUCAUUGCAGAAUUUGGAUCUUUGGAAGAAUUCCGUAAAUGGCAUAAUGAGGGCCAAUUUGAUAAGAAGAAACAGGAACAAGAAAAUAAGUUUCAAAAGGACCUUAGAAGAAGACUGGUUAAAAAUGAAGUCGUUCUAGAUGAAAAUUUCCCUAGUGAAACUGUUAAAAAUGCAUAUUUGAAUCCUGAAGUGGAUAACGAUAAAACAGAAUUCGUCUGGGGCACACCAGACUUAGACAUGUUAAGAUCAUUUUUCAAGAGAAAAGUGGGUUGGCCACAAGAGAAGACUGAUGAAGUAUUGGUACCAUUGAUUAGAGAUAUGAAUAAACGCAAAAAAUCUAAACAAUCGACAAUUACAGAAUUCUUCCCAAGAGAAUACAUCCAAGGUCAAAGAAAUUUGAAUUUGGGAAAAAGACUAAGCACUGCAAGCGGUAAAUUGAAGAGAAGAAAAUUGAAAUAG